Tilletiaria anomala UBC 951 is the source of this 234-nucleotide messenger RNA. RefSeq lists its product as uncharacterized. The transcript has a single exon. The record is from RefSeq and is a predicted model, not a curated record. Lineage: Eukaryota; Fungi; Basidiomycota; Exobasidiomycetes; Georgefischeriales; Tilletiariaceae. The annotation marks the transcript as partial.
GACCACGCGAUCGAGUCUGCGAACGUCGCCUCGCCGGUGUAUGAGCGGAUCUACCCGCUCUCGGACAGCGAACUGGAACAGUUGACUGAGUGGAUUAGUGACAAUCUCAGCAAGGAAUUCAUCCGCAAGUCAUUGUCAGUCGCAGGAACCUCCAUCCUCUUCAUGCGCAAGAAAAAUGGGUACCUUCCUCUUUACAUGGACGAUCGCGGCUUGAAUUUGGUGACGAAGAAGAAC